GACCUGUCGCAGAGGAUGGGAAAUUUCUCCUUGUCUGAAAGAGAAGAGUUACUAGUAGAUAUUGCUAAUGAAGAUAUCCGUGUCAGUGCCGACGAAUGUCACCGCAGUUUAUUCGGGAAAAUUAUAGGCGACAGACCUGCCAGCUGGAUUGGAAUUAAGCGCUCCAUGAACCAAAUAUGGCGUCUCUCUCAACCGAUGGAGGUCAAGGAACUCGAAACCAACUACUUCCAAUUCAUCUUUCAAAGCAUGGAGGAUCUCAGAAGGGUAAGCUAUGGCACUAACUGGACCUUUGAGAACCAGUACCUGAUUCUGCGCGAAUGGAGGAAAGGCCUAAACAGCAAACAUCACUGCUUCCAAGAACUUAACAUAUGGGUCCAGGUAGCUAACAUACUGUUGAACUGGCUUAGCACAGAGGUCGGGAUUAAAAUUGGGAAAGUCUUCAAAGGCGUAGACAAUGUGGUUAUUACGAGCUUUGGCAAUCACGGUGGGAAAUUUCUACGUCUGCUGGUUACAUUGGACUUAACCGAACCAAUUCCCAGAUGCUCCAAAGUUAGACUUGGUGAGGAUGUGGUUACUAUUAGUUUCAAAUAUGAAAAACUAAGGAAUCUGUGUCACUACUGCGGACACAUUGGGCAUCUAGAGAAAGGAUGCUUAAAGAAAGUUGAUGACAUUAAGUCAGGAAAUCUCAAAGAAGGCCAAUAUGGCGAUUGGCUUAAGGUCCCUGAAGGACAAUUAUGGACCGGUAAUUAUCACCAUAAUUCUGGGUCCAGAAGCCCACCUCAAAGUCCCCGCAAUUCUCAGCAACCCUCCUCUCCUGGACAAUCGUCUCAGAAUCCUGAGACAGCCGGACAAUCAACUCCCAGGAAUCAAAUCAUCAUACACGCAGCAGAUUCCACUCCUACUAUUAAGUCAUCUGUAAUGGGCUCAUCUACUGGCUCUCCCAUCGCAAAGCACAAAUCACCAGAGGUGUCAAAGCCAAUAUCUGCUAAUGAGGAGCAAGUUAAGGCUACGGACCUUGAAUCUGGACCAUUAUCUACUCUUGUGGCUCCCCAUUCCCAGGG
Molecule: messenger RNA, 1061 nt
Organism: Striga hermonthica
Lineage: Eukaryota; Viridiplantae; Streptophyta; Magnoliopsida; Lamiales; Orobanchaceae
Source: the annotation of a GenBank genome assembly